AUGGUGGACAGAAGACAUAUUUUCAUUGCAGUGCUGUGUCUCUGUAUCUUUGGCAACAUCCUCCUCAUAGAGUUUCCAAUCACUGUCAUCAUUGGCUCUCCUCACGGAAACACCACUGGCCUGCAGUUCCGACUGGUAGGGAUAGGUGUCCCCACGACACUGGGGAACGUGGGAAACGUACAACGCGUGAUGCCGCGGCCAGUGGGGGCACACAUCACAUACAACACGACACAGACUCAACUGCUUCUCAACGUUGAUACGACAACGAGCAAACCAUCGUUUACGGGAGAAACUGGAAACGUUUCUCUGCUAAAUUCUACGAUGGAAGAUCCUCAGACCAUUAUGUGGAGGGAAGAGAUGCUCUGUAAGAUAAAGACGAAGAUUCCUUUCUCAACCAUAUCUAAGACGUCCGUGAAAAAGAGUACAGACCAAGCCGUUCUACCUGAGGAGAGAAUGGAGACCGUGGUGCACUAUAACACGUGUGCGGUGGUGGGCAGCGGGCAUGGGUCCAGACUACACACGUACGGACGGGAAAUAGAUGGCCACGACGCCGUGCUGAGAUUCAACUGCGCUCCAACGGAAAAGUUUGAAGAGUUUGUCGGCAGCCGAACGGACAUACGACUGAUAAACACUCAGAUUCCCGGGCGAGAGUGCACAAACGAGUUUUGGAACGACAGCAUCGCCAUGUUUAACCACGAAAUCACGGUCAUCAGAAACAUCAACGCGAUCAACUUGGCACCUUCAGGUGUUGUGAUGAUGCUACACCUUUGUAACUGGGUCCACGUCUACGGCAUAGUUCCGUCCACCAGGGACAAAACCAACCUGAGGUAUUACUACAAUGAGCGGCCCGCUGUGACGCACGGAGUCCACUCUUUCGGCCAGGAACGGCAGUACAUCCGGACAUUGUCACUCACCUCUGAUCAGGACAUGGACGAUACAGGUAUAGCGCUGUUACAAGGACUGGCCACGGUCCACUGUGAUUCACAUGAACUACAUUAGCCAUGCUACAUAUUACAUAUAUAC
Molecule: messenger RNA, 1023 nt
Organism: Branchiostoma belcheri (Belcher's lancelet)
Lineage: Eukaryota; Metazoa; Chordata; Leptocardii; Amphioxiformes; Branchiostomatidae
Product: beta-galactoside alpha-2,6-sialyltransferase 2-like
Exons: 3
Coding region: 1-999 (332 amino acids)
Molecular function (GO): sialyltransferase activity
Source: RefSeq, a predicted model, not a curated record